CCCAAGGGAGGAUCGUCAAUUUCACUGCUCCCGCGUUGUACGUACAAAAGCGCGCUUCUAAUUGCCGUAACAGCUUCAGUCUUGCUGUUCCGGCGACAGAAUCCGGUGAAAGCCUAUACGUUAUCGUCUCCUUCGUUGCCUCCGAGGUUCUGUAGGUCGAAUUUAGUAAAUGAAUAAUAAGCCUCCCUCGAAACCGGCGAUGCCGACGUCCUCAAUGGCCUCAACUAUCAAAGCCUACUCCGUGCCUCUAAUUCUCUUUUCUUUAGCUGUGUUUUAUCAGCUUGUUGUUAUUCCUAUCGCCUUCCCUACUUCUCACUACGACGUUUUGGGAAUUAAGAGGUACAGUUCCGUUGAUGAAGUGAAAGAAGCAUAUGGAAAGCUCUCGACCAAAUGGGAGUCAGGAGGGGAAAUUCCGGAGGCCGUUGAUUUUGUAAAGAUUCAAUAUGCUUACGAGUUGCUAAAAAAUAAUUUAUGGAAACGCGACUAUGAUCUUUUUGGCUUUGACGAACAACGAGGUGUUCUUGAAAAGGCUAAAAUGCAAUAUGCCAGAGAAAAAUUUUCGGAAAUAGGUCUCCCAUUGUUAGAUGAAGUUGCAUUAAAUACUGAAGAUCGCAGCCUUAAUUUCAUAACGUCUAAUGAUGUUCGAUCCAUGUUUAAUGAUGAUAAGCCAUCAUUAAUUAUGUUGUAUUCAUUUGGAAGCAAACUCUGCGUUCAAUUUUCUGAUGCAUGGAAACAAAUUGUUGCUUUGCUGGAUGGAGUUGCUAAUACUGCAGUAGUGGAGCUUGGUGAAGCUCAAUUUGCUGCUUACCUUGCAGAGAAAAAGCCUACUGGACAACCAUUCUUCAGGAAUGGACUACCAUCAUUUGUUGCCUUUUCUCCCAGCUGUAAAUCAAUUGAUUGCAUUAAUAGGUUCAAUGGAAAGCUUUCUUUUGAUGAUAUUACAGAUUGGUUUGCAACAACCGUACUGUAUCUACCUCGAAUCCUUUACUACUCAAAGGACAUGUUGGGACCUAAAUUUUUGGCAAAGAGUAGUCCCCAUAAGGUCAAAGUUAUUAUUUUUUCAGCAACUGGAGAACGUGCUGCACCAUUCAUUCGCCAAACUGCAAAGAACAACUGGGAUUCAGUUUCAUUUGCCUUUGUGCUAUGGCGAGAAGAGGACUCAUCCAUCUGGUUGGACGCGUUUGGGGUGGAACUUGCACCUGCUAUGGUAUUCUUGAAAGAUCCAGGAAUGAAGCCUAUUGUGUACCAUGGUUCUGUCAAUAGGUCCUCGUUUGUACAGCUCAUUGAACAGAAUAAGCAACAAGAGCUUCCUCAAUUAAGAAGUCGGACAUCAAUGGAGCUGGGAUGUGAUGCUCGUGGUUAUUCUCGUGCUGGAUCUGACACAUUAACAUGGUACUGUGCAAUUGUAGCUGGAAGGCUUGGUGCAGAACUCAACAAAAUGCGUGAAACAAUGCGCAGGGUUAAAGAAACUUUAACUAGUUAUGAAGCUUAUGGAGCCGAUGAAGACCCAAGGAUAUUUCCAGCUGUAGCCGCACUUCAAAGCAAACGUUUGUCCUUCACUUGGCUUGACGGUGAAGCCCAGAAGAAAUAUUGUUUCUUUUACAUUAGCUCUGAAUCUAGCUAUGAAACUUGUGGACCAAUGAGAGAUCUCAGUGACGUGCCUCGAUUAUUUAUUGUGCGGUACAAAAGGGAUGCUACUAAAGCUAAGGAGAUGAAGCCAAGAAGUAUGUUUGAUACAUCAUCUGAUGAUCCGGAUCUUGCCGCACAGCUUGUGGCUCUUUACAAUGGUUCAUCUGAAAUUUCAGAGAUUGCUCAAUGGGUCUCAAAAAUAAUCGAGGAUGGUGAUUCAAGGGAUCUGCCCUUUUAUAGAGUGAAAGCUCCUGAACUUGUUCAUGAAGAUCCGGAGCCUAUGAGUUUUGGAAGUGGUGGGAGUAGUUUUAUUACCAAUGUGUUGAAGAGGAUUGAGCACAUCAAAGUUGGAAUCUAUGACCGUCUAGAUGACCCAAGGAUUGGUCCAGUCUUGUUUCUUGCAUCAUUAUUGUCUUUCGGGACAAUAUGGCUACGGAAGUCUCAACCCACUCCCCCAUCUCGACCAGCUAGGCAACCGGACCCCCCAAGUGAAUCUACUCAACCAAGUCAACCAACUACUAAGGAAGGAAGCAAACCCAGAAGAAGAAACCGGUCGAGAACCGCAUCAAACGCUGAUGUACCUCCUUCCAUAACCGACUUUGAGCCUCCAAAUGCUUAUCAGAUGCAUCUUUCGGGUUCUGAUUCUGAAUAGUUGGAGCUGGAAGGGUAUAUUCAGUUCCUCAUAGAUAUAAAACUAUAGACUGAUAAAUCAUUAUUCAUCCACAGCUCUAUAGCAUUAUUUAUUGCAACUUUCCGGUGUUUAUUAAGAUGAUUUGGCUGUUGACUAUUACUGCGACGAAAUGGGGGACUCAAUCCCUCUGCUUAAGCAGGUUGGAGGAGGAGCUCUCCCCACCAUCACCAUGUACUUCAUUGAUUCACAGGUAGAACUGAAAAUUUAGUGAGCUCUAAAAUUCUGAAUCUUAUCA
Cucumis melo (muskmelon) is the source of this 2555-nucleotide messenger RNA. RefSeq lists its product as uncharacterized. The transcript has 20 exons. The record is from RefSeq and is a predicted model, not a curated record. The coding region runs from base 170 to 2281 and encodes 703 amino acids. Lineage: Eukaryota; Viridiplantae; Streptophyta; Magnoliopsida; Cucurbitales; Cucurbitaceae.